This is a messenger RNA of Darwinula stevensoni, 1848 nucleotides long. The record is from the annotation of a GenBank genome assembly. Lineage: Eukaryota; Metazoa; Arthropoda; Ostracoda; Podocopida; Darwinulidae.
AUGAUUGGCUUCAAGGCCAUAAAGAGGGCAACUGGAGGCAACGCUCGGCUGGAAUUUGCCCACUGGAUUGCGGUCUUCGUGUCGUUGCGUAUCGUCCACCCGGGGGCUAUGUCUCGACGACUUGUGUGCCUUUUGGAGGAGCCAAACCACGUGGAAUCGCAUCCUCAUGCUUGGUGCCGAACGGCCCCUGAGUAUCCUCAGGUUGGCGAGGCGCUCGAAGAUCCGUUGGCCAUCGCUGCUAAAUCGUCCUGGGUUCUCGAUGAUGUGCGUGUACGUGGCAAGCACGAGUCGCCGAUCUUCGUCGGGUGCAGGUGGUUCGCUUCCUCUGACUCUUCUCCGAAGCGCAGGUGGAUCGCUUCCUCUGCCUCUUCCCCGAGGAGUGGGAAGAGGUGCUCUGGCGUUUUGCACUGCUCGAGCCAGGGACUGGGAUCUGGUUCUCCUUGCUGCAGCUUCUGCAAGAGCCUCUUCGAGCUCAGAGUCUUCGCCGCUCAUGGAACUCGUUCGGCCGUGCUGCCGCCGAUGCUGAGGAAGGUGUCCGUGGGUUCAAUGUCCCCAGAUGGAAUCAGGACUCCCAUCUCCAUCAGUUGUUGGAUGUUGAGGCCUCUCUCUUGGAUCAACCUAUGGAGAAGACUGUACCCCAUGUACAGGCGACUUCUACUUCGGGAUCUAAGCUUCAAGCCUCCUGCAUGGAAGGUUAGGGACAGAGCCAAUGCUGGUGCCCGCUGCAUUGGGGGAAGCUCUUGCACCAUGUCCACGAGGAGCACUUGCCACCGUUCGGCAUUCCAAAAUGGGAUGAGCGCCAUCUCCUUUGGAACGAUGUCGGACCUCUCGCUCGUGAUUCUGGCUGCAAGUUCGAUGGCUUCGAGCCAGAGUGACCCUCCAGGUGCACUCUUUGCCACCACUGGCACCCAUGUUUUUCGGGUGGGGAGUCGAGCUUCCUCCGCUUGCCUGAUGUCCCCUGGCUUGGGAACGAAGUUCCAGUGGCUGCUGAUGAAAAUCAAGGCAUCCAUCAGCUCGUGGAAGGCGAUGCGGCGACUCUGCACCGCUUGCAAUAAGUUGGCUACCACCCCUCUCCUUGCAUGGCUGUGCAGAAGGUGGUCCCAAGCGAACCAUCGGACUCAACACCUUGAGCACCUUAUUGGGUACGGCACUGUGAUAGUACAUGAACCGGGACACGUCUUCCAGGAAGAUCGGCAGGAUCUCUUCGCCGACGGGCUUGUCUGGGGCAAGUCGAAAUCCAGGGAAGUCCACACUCGUCUGGAGCCUGUACCUGAUGGUUCCAUGGCCAGGAGGAUAUCUCUUGGUUGGACAUCUCAUGUUAUCCCCCUCGCGGCAUUGUGUGUGCGCAGCCCAAUUCCUGAUGGUGCCACAAAUGACGACUUCCACUCGGAGAGCGUGUUGGUAGGAUUUUGCACUCUCGAGGAAUUCUGUCAUCACCGACAUGCUCCUUUCGGCAAAUUUGCGAGCCUCCUCCAUCUCUCGUGUCGGUUUGACACGACUGCCCUUCAGGACCACGGCUGGAAAAACCUUCAGAGAGUUCAGGGGCUUCUGCUCAGUGCCCAUGAUGUGAAUGCUUGUGUAGUAAGUCUGUAUAUGCUUUACUUCUGGUGGGUUCUGCUCUACGGUUUCCAACCAGAGAGGAGGACAGUCAGGAGGAAUCUCCACGAGUGUCGGCGACAGUUCGGUCCUUCCGACGCAGCACUGAGAGAGGGGUCUGAUCAGUCCAAAAUGGUUGUAUCGCGUCAGAAGUUGUGCGUUGGGAAGUCUCGAAGACUUUGCAGAAUUCAACAGUAUGACUCCACGGUCGUGCCUCAGCUCCAUGGCCGUGUGUACGUGGACUGUACGUAG